AUGGACAAAAAAGUGAAAAAGCCCGGAUUCAUAUACAUAUACACUUAUGAGCUUAUGUAUAAUUCAUUACUAUGUGGAAAAUUAGAAGAACUGGAUUGGCUCUUUGUUGAUGAUUCGAUCUUGUCGCCAGAUAAACUUGCUCGACGGAAAUGGAUUGACGACUGUCAGAUUCUUUGUAAAAUUGGAAUGACCACGAAACCUUCCGUUAGCACACGUCUUUUACAAUGGCAGAAUACCUGCAAGCACACAGUGGUUAACCUAACACCAGAUAAGGUUGAGCUUUUGUGCAAUAGACGAGAUUCCGAAAAGAGUUUCUCAAAAAUGUUCCAAAAGCUCUCCAUCAAAUCUACCAAAAAAACGAAAAAUUCCAUUGCUGAACGAUUGCUGACGUAUCGGGAUGGUGGAUUUUAUGUUGAUCACAGAGGGAAGAGGCCCAUAGAGGAAAUCGAGAAUGCCAUUCACAAACUGUUGUGGAAAAAGUACGGGCAAGGUUUGAUAUACUGCUAUGGAUGCGACCCUUCUGGAAAAAAAAGGCAUAAAGAAUGGUUCAGAAUAACCAUUAAGGAGCUUCCGUGGCUGCUACAAACGAUAGAUGCAAUUUGUCAUGGAAAUGAUAUUUAG
Zygotorulaspora mrakii is the source of this 621-nucleotide messenger RNA. RefSeq lists its product as uncharacterized. The coding region runs from base 1 to 621 and encodes 206 amino acids. The record is from RefSeq and is a predicted model, not a curated record. The transcript has a single exon. Lineage: Eukaryota; Fungi; Ascomycota; Saccharomycetes; Saccharomycetales; Saccharomycetaceae.